This is a messenger RNA of Lotus japonicus, 840 nucleotides long. RefSeq lists its product as uncharacterized. The transcript has a single exon. Bases 1 to 840 code for a protein of 279 amino acids. The record is from RefSeq and is a predicted model, not a curated record. NCBI's taxonomy places the organism in Eukaryota, Viridiplantae, Streptophyta, Magnoliopsida, Fabales, Fabaceae.
AUGUGGGCUGAAUUGUUUGAAACUCAUGCUCACGCCACUCAGGUGCUCCACCACAUCAUUCCUCAAGCUGACAUGGAGCCUCCUACGCGCACCGAUGCUUCUUAUGCCCGGUGGGCCACUCUUGACUCUACUGUCAAACAGUGGAUUUAUUCCACCAUAUCCUUUGAUCUUCUCGCCACUGUUAUGGAGAAAGGUUCUACUGCUAUGACUACUUGGAACCGUAUAGCUUCUAUGUUUGAGGACAAUCAGAACUCCCGUGUUGUCGCCCUCGACCAGGAUUUCAUCUCCACUCGCAUGGAGGAUUUUCCUAAUGUUUCGGCCUAUUGUCAGCGUCUGAAACAUAUUUCUGAUCAGUUGAGGAAUGUUGGUGCCCUAGUCAGUGAUCAUCGUCUUGUUCUCCAGUUAGUCUCUGGUCUCACUGAGCCUUUCCGUGGUGUUGUCACCCUGAUCCGUCAGAGCGAGCCUUUGCCUCCAUUCCUCAAGGUCCGCUCCAUGCUGAUUCUAGAGGAAUCCGGUCUCGCCAAGAUGUCUGGUCCUGCCUCUCAGACUGCUUUGCACACCUCUGCUUCCCCUCCACGGGCCUCCGAUGACUCUUUUCAGCAGCGCACCACCAACCGCAACACUCAGGGACACUCCAACUACUGUUCUGGGUCAGGGCAAAAUCAUAACUAUUCGGGUAAUUCUGGUAAACCUAAAAAGAAAUGUGGCUCUCGCUAUACUGGUUCAUUUGGCUCUUCUGGUUCCUCUACUGCAGCUCCUCCACCAUGGCGCCCGCCUCAGUCGGCAUCAUGGAAUCCUUGGGGUUGGGCUCCUCCCCCUGGUUGGGCUCCUUCCCCUUAG